UCAUCCAUAAACUAGUUCUCUAACAAAGAAAUUUUUGCUGCCUUUUCUAGUUGAAGAUGCUUAUGCCCAAAUCGAUCUUAUCUCAUCGAAAGCGUCGUAAAGAGUCAGAAGAAGAUGGUAAGAGUAACAUGGGAAGAAGGCGCAAACUUUACUGCAUAAACGGACAAUAUUUGGAGAUCACUGACGAAGGACGAGUGAAGGGAACGAGAAACUACCACAGUCCACAUGUCGUGCUAGAGCUAGUUCCAGUGGCAAGAGACCUUAUACAUAUUAGAGGAGUCCAUACGGGGUUUUAUCUCGCAGUGAACAAAUGCGGAGAGGUGUACACCACGAUGAUGAAAAACGAAGAGUGUAUCUUCAGAGAAAAACUAACAAGAAACUUCUACGACAGUUACUGUUCCCACAAAUACAGCCGUGAUAACUUAGUGCUGGGACUCAUGAAAAUUGGGGCAUCAGUUACCACCACAAGAAGCGAGCGCUUUCGAAAAGAACAUGAGGGACAAUUCAUAACAAUGAUUACUUUCUAAUGUGCAUGAUCCAUGAAUCAAACAGAUAUCAAAGAUUGGAAAAUAAACUCUGAUUGUUUUGUUUUGGAAAAGUGAAUCAAGUCAGCCGAUGUGGUCGACGAUCCGUGGUGACAAAUCUAAGUACGGGAAGGAAUAAGUGGUCGCUGCUGAAAACUUCAUAGUUAUGCCGAUAAUUCCCAAACUCAAACGACUCUCGUUAAAUUUCAGAAUUAAAUGAUGUAUAUCUUUCUUAGACCGGUAGACUGUAGAGAAAUGACGUAACAAUCCCUAGAUGUGAGCUGUGUAGCAUAGCUGCCAAGGUGUGGCAUACUUCUCCCCAUGGACGCCUGACAUUUUAAGUUCUGGCGGUAUCGCUUGUCACUUUGAGCCUAGUAAUAUAUUACCUUGACAUUGAGUUCUCUGUUGCUCUGUGGUAGGGCAGUGGAGUGCGAAAUCCGAA
Pocillopora damicornis (cauliflower coral) is the source of this 966-nucleotide messenger RNA. Its product is annotated as fibroblast growth factor 9. Gene Ontology annotation, molecular function: growth factor activity. Lineage: Eukaryota; Metazoa; Cnidaria; Anthozoa; Scleractinia; Pocilloporidae. The record is from RefSeq and is a predicted model, not a curated record.